Molecule: messenger RNA, 1662 nt
Organism: Penaeus vannamei (Pacific white shrimp)
Lineage: Eukaryota; Metazoa; Arthropoda; Malacostraca; Decapoda; Penaeidae
Source: RefSeq, a predicted model, not a curated record
GACACGAAUCUAGGGAGACUGCGACCGACCUCUAACCCCCCCGAGUGGCUGCCAACCCCGCUCCCCCAACCCCCGGGGCCGCUGGGGUUGUCUUUACCACGCUCAGGUGUCUCACCCCCGUCGUCACAGCGGUGUCCGUCGCCGAGGGAUCCGGACUCAGCGGGCAUCAAGUGACCCCAGGAGCGACUCUAACCAUCAAGGGGUCAAACCUCGGGUCAUCGCCGUGCCAGACCAAAGUGACCCUCGGGCCGGGUUCAUGCGAGGUCACAGCGGCCAAGGAAGACGUCUUAUCCUGCGUCCUUCGGGAGGUGUCUGAUAUGGUGUCCCUCGUCCCUACACCCGUCACCGUCGUCGUCUCCGGCAGAGGCAUCGCCACCCUCGACACGAGUGGGCGUGAGAGUCUCCUCACCCUCAUGCCGUCCAUCACCUCAGUCAGCCCACGAGAAGGGUCGGUGGGCGGAGGAACCCUUGUGACCAUCAAAGGCACGGGUUUAAGGGCUCUCGACGCCGUGGUGAAGGUCGAACUAGGUCAGAGCCCAUGUCGAGUGGUGAACCUGACCUCCACCGUCGUCACUUGCAUCACAAGCCCCGUUGCAGCUCCUGGAACGGUCACUCUCGCCCUCUUCGUCUCCUCCGGAAUGGUGCCAGCCCUUAGCGAAGCGGUAAACACAUUCUCCUUCGCGGAAACCGCAACGCCAUCUGUCCGAAGCGCGGGCGUGUCGAGCGGCAGACUGGUGAUCAACGGCUCUGACUUCGGCUCCGAGUCGUCCCGAGUCAGCGUCACCCUCACCAGGAUUUCGGCGGCUAGGCGGAGGAGGAGCCUCGAGGCACUGGCGACGGAGGAGGAGGGACUCGGCUCUGGCGACGCGUCCGAGCUCUUUGGUGCUGACUUCGAAUCAUCCAGCGAUUUCUGGAAGUCGGUCACUGGGACACACACAGCGUCCUUCGAGGAGAUCGCGGCGCGAGGGGCGUGGCGGGUGGCAGGGAGCGCCAGGACGAAGGAGGGAGAAAGGACAUCGCGAAUAAAACGUCAGACGAGGGAGGAUGAAGUCACUUCGCAGAAAUGCAAGAUUAUCCUUCUGUCUGAUACGUCGAUCGUCUGCGACACGAGCCUCGUCGCAGCCGGCCAUUACGAAGUCUCCGUCGGCGUGGAGGGUGUCGGCAAUGCCCUGACUCACGAGGACGCCGCCCUUGUCACACUCGUGCCCCUCGUAGACAGCGUGACCCCGGGGCAGGGCAGCGUGCACGGCGAGUCCCUCCUGACCAUCACGGGCGCAGGAUUCUCACCCGAGGACGUGGCUGUGGCGGUCGGCGGCGUCGCGUGCCCCUUGGAGAGCCAGUCGGUGACGUCGCUGACUUGCCGCUCCCCCGUGCACGCGGAAGGGCUCGUUGAUGUCGUGGUCACUUCGGCAGGUCUGGACGCUAGUGCGGCGUCGAAAUACGCCUACACCGUCGCCAAGACUCCGGUCCUUCGUCGUGUCAAACUGCAGAAGGGAAGGACCCUGCGUGUGGAGGGAGAGGGCCUUUCUCCCUCUGGCGAUGCCCCCGAGGUCUUGGUAGGGGGCGUGGCAUGUCCUGUCAUCAGCCACGACAACAACUACAUCACCUGUCACUAUCCUCAAUUGGCGUGAGGAUCACACACCUUGUGCAGGUGCGCGACCC